Molecule: messenger RNA, 1290 nt
Organism: Cebus imitator (Panamanian white-faced capuchin)
Lineage: Eukaryota; Metazoa; Chordata; Mammalia; Primates; Cebidae
Gene: SNX22
Product: sorting nexin 22
Exons: 6
Coding region: 86-634 (182 amino acids)
Molecular function (GO): phosphatidylinositol phosphate binding
Source: RefSeq, a predicted model, not a curated record
GCCGGCCGCGCAGGGGUCGUCUGUCUGCUCCCGGAGAGUUAGGGCUCGGAUUCGAGCGCGCCGAGCGGCCCGAGCCGGGGCGCGGAUGCUGGAAGUUCACAUCCCGUCGGUGGGGCCCGAGGCCGAGGGGCCCAGGCAGAGCCCGGAGAAAGGCCACAUGGUGUUCCGAGUAGAGGUGCUGUGCAGCGGACGCAGACACACGGUGCCGAGGCGCUACAGCGAGUUCCACGCGCUGCACAAGCGGAUCAAGAAGCUGUACAGAGUGCCCGUCUUCCCCUCGAAACGCCUGCCCAACUGGAGGACCAGAGGAUUGGAACAGCGCCGGCAGGGCUUGGAGGCCUACAUCCAGGGCAUCCUGUAUCUGAACCAGGAGGUGCCCAAGGAGUUACUGGAAUUCCUGAGACUUCGGCACUUCCCCACAGACCCAAAGGCUAGCAGCUUCGGCUCCCAGCAGCACCAGCGGCCUGUCCUGGGCUUCCAUGUGGAUCCCUAUGUGUGCACCCCCUCCCCAGAGCCGCUGCCCAAUGUGGUGGUGGAUGGUGUGCUCCAGGGCCUCUCCAGCUUCAGGAUCAGCCCAGAUAAAGCCCAGCCAAACGAUGCCUGUCACCCUGCUCCUCUGCCACCUACGUCCUGAUCAGUCCAGAGGCCUCUAGCCACCUCCUAGGACAGUCAUAUGCCUUCAUCCUAUCAACUCCAUAAAAGGCUAGGUCCUCCCUUGGUCUGAACCCAGGACUUAACUACCCAGUGCCCAGCUGUGCCACAUCCCACUCAAGGCUCAGAACUUGGCUUGCACUGGUGGCUGGAGGUGGUUGAAUUUGCAUGUUCUUAGAGCGCAGGAGCCAAGGCAGGGUCAAGAAGAUAAGCAAUAAAGAUAAGCGCACAGAGGCUCACGCCUAUAAUCCCAACACUUUGGGAGGCCAAGGCAGGAGGAUUGCUUGAGCCUGGGAGUUUGAGACCAGCCAGUGCAACAUAGUGAGACCUGUCUCUACAAAAAAAAAAAAAAAAAAAAGUCAAUUUAGAGGUAGGCUAUGAAAAGGUACAGGUAUAUUUCUUCACAUAUACUGGAAGGUGGUGGCGAGGGGGGCAAAUGUGGAGGCCUAGUAUCCGGCGAAGUUUAGAAGCAGGGGGCAAAAGCUCCUGCCUGACUUUUCCUGGGUAGCUCCUGGGUCAAAGUUUCAGGCAGGAUCCCAGGGAAGGGGCAGGCACCCACUGCUGCAGGAGAAUGGCAGGCCUGUUGGGGUAUAGGCUUGGGGGAGGCGCCGCAGACUCAAGAACCAGGCCCACAUGUUA